CCGAGGGCCCAGGGGACGCGCCGCGCGUCCCCGCCACCGGGCCGCCCGGGAGGGAGCGCGGCACUCACCCGCACUAGCGCUCCGCCAUUCUGUUUGCGGAAGUGACGCCCCUACCGCGCGGCGGCAACAGUGGCGACGUCACGUCCGCGGAAGGAGGAAAGGGGGGGCGGGAGCGCGGCGCUGCGCACGCAUAAAACGUGCCUGACGGGGCCUGGCUGCCUAGCCGAGGACAGGACUACGGGCCCCAGGAGGCUGUGCGAGACGGUGAGGGGCGUGCCUGCGCAGCCGGGCCGCGCCGGGCCUCAAGCAGAGUCAUCAAUGUGUUCAAGGCAUAUAUUUGAAAGGUGUAAAACUACUGGAAGAGUUGCAACUCUUUGAAGAUACAAGCCUUACCAUACUUCUCUUGUGUAUCUGGAAAUUAAUAAAGGGGAUCUCAGCCAUACUUCAACAAAAUGCAACGAAGUCUAUUACACACAGCAUCUCAGCUGGUGCAUGGCACAUGUUUGGCUUUUCCUCGCACUAGUAUCUUUCAUUGCUUAAAAGGACAAACGGUGUUGUCUAGUGUUGGAUGCAAAGUGAUUUUAGCACUGGAUCCUCCUAAACAAUGUCUUCAUGCAGGUGUUGCAUGCUUUGCCUCAAAGAAAAGUGCUUUUUCAUCACAGCCAGCAGACACUCCUCGCAAGGUGCCAGAAGAAAGCAAUCCUUUGACUUCGGCUGCUGAUACACCCAAGCCGAGCCCUGUAGAGUCAGAUUCUUCAGAGCCUGAUCCAUUACAAGACAAAUCAAUUAGUCUCGUUCAAAGAUUCAAGAAAACUUUCAAACAGUAUGGAAAAGUCAUGAUUCCGGUCCAUCUUCUGACUUCCACUGUGUGGUUUGGAUCCUUCUACUAUGCAGCCAUAAAAGGAGUGAAUGUUGUUCCGUUCCUAGAGUUGGUGGGCUUACCAGACAGCAUUGUAAGCAUCCUGAAAAAUUCCCAGAGUGGAAAUGCACUAACUGCAUAUGCAUUGUAUAAAAUUGCAACUCCUGCCAGGUAUACUGUGACUUUGGGAGGAACAUCCAUUACUGUUAAAUAUCUACGAAAGCAUGGCUACAUGUCCACACCACCACCGGUAAAGGAAUAUCUACAAGAUAGGAUGGAGGAAACAAAGGAUAAAAUUACAGAGAAGAUGGAAGAAACAAAGGAUAAAAUUACAGAGAAGAUGGAGGAAACAAAGGAUAAAAUUACAGAGAAGAUACAGGAAACUAAAGAUAAAGUCUCAUUUAAAAAAAUUAAGGACUAGGAGAGAUGUUUAAUGUUUUGAUAUAACAAACUUAGCACUUUAACCCUUUGUGAGGCAGGAUAUACAAAAUGUACUUCUGAGCUUUUUUGCCUCUUUCCCCCACCCCUCUUCUGGAGACUACAAUUGCUCUGCAGGUUUAAAAGUUCUGUAUCACCACCAAGGUUAAAAUUCCGUGGGGGUAGAAGUUGUGACAAAGUUUCAAUUUACAGAAGGAAAAGUGAAAUUUGAGAUUAGAAGUUUGUGUAUUGAUUGAUUAUAAUAGUGUUGUUACUCUUCCCUCUUUUUUUUAAUUCUCCUCCCAAACUGAAGAUAGUUUCUUCCAAAAGCCACCACUUUAUUCUUCUUCAAUCGUAGUGCACAGCCGCUGUUCCAUUAGACUGAUUCUUCCAUUAAAUGAGUCUGAAGAUCCUUCUGCUGGGAAAAGCAACGAAUUUUGGUUUGCAGAAUCUGUGGACCCAGGCCUCUUCAGUCAUGAUCAUCUCUUGGCUUGGAGACAAACUGUUAUCACUGAUACUGCACGUGAAGGAAGCAAUGCAUUAGCUGUGCAGUGGGAAUUAAUUGUAAUGGCUACGUUUACUUCAACUGAGCUGAGAGAGCUCACAGGUUGAGACCAUGAAUCUUUCUUGGACAGUAUAUCUCUUCAGAUAUCUCAACUGAAAGCUAUAGGAAGAUGAAUAGACAUAUUUUCAAGUACACAUGGUUUCCUAAUGUUGAUUUACAGUAGAAAGGUAUUAAAUGAAAUUAAUCAGUUAACUGCAUAUUAAGAACUAGAUUUUUUUUAAAGCUAUGUUAAAGUUUACAAGACUGUUCUAUUUUGGUUUUGGAACAAAACAACUCCAAAGAAGUUUACUUGAGGAACUGAUAUACUAAGGGGCUUUUUUAAUACAUGUGAAGUUAAAGUUAAACCCAGAAGUUCCUCCUCCUAUUUGGGAAUCCCUCAGACUUCAAUUAAGACAAUGUAAGUGUAAUUUUUGAGAAAGCGUUCACAUUGUACCAAACUUGCUUCCCCUAGAUUUUCUUAGGUCAAGCAAACACUUAUAGCUGAAGGCUGAAGUUCUGUCUCAGAUGUCAUAAAGGACUAAAACUGAAACCAACGUGUUUGACUGGGCAAACUUCUCACAUCAUUUUGUUCAAUUAUAGGCUGAAUUGAAGUGAUGUUUUUCCUAUUUCCAUUACAGAUCUCACUUUAUAGCAACUUUCUGCAUUAUUGUCUUUUUUUUUUUUUUUAACAAAGGUAGGUUUUCGCAGAGGGGUAUGGGGAGGCAACAGGAGUUGGAGCCUGAGCCCUGUAAUUGACUGGCGUAAAAAAAAUAUAGCUGAUACUUUAUCAGCUCUGCCCCACUCAUGUUUUCAGUCCAGUCUCUGAGGGCCUGUCCAUUUUUGAGUUGUGCAGGACUGAUAAAAUACUUCUGCCUACAUGUCAGAUAAUAACUGCAAGCUAAUGCCUACCUCACAGGGAUGUUGUGAGGAAUAAUCAUUGUAUAUUCAGUGCCCUGAAGACGUAAAGUGCCAUGUUUCUGAUAAAUGUUAUUAAAAAAUUCUGUGAACUCCUGUGCUCUUGGGAUUAACAUUAGUGUAGGAUUGGAGUUAACAGAUACUUUUCUUCCAUCUUUCAGUUCUGGUGUAUUUUUCCUUGCUGUCCCCAUGCACAUGUUCUUCUGAUGCUGGCAUUUAUUUCCAUUUUCACAGCACCCUGCAAAGCCUGAUGUCUGCCUUCAUAAUGCAGCAUGGCUGACCUGUCAGGCUCAGGCAAGUAUGGGAACCUCUUGGUGCAGCUCACAAGAUCCAUCUCUUUGCAUGUGGCAGGGGUAGCACAGAGGCUCCUGGGUGUCUGAGGAUGUGUCUGCAGAUGAGUCUUGGUACCCUGUCCUUUUGCCCUUCUAUGUCCAGCUGGCCUGGGACCACUCCAGCACUUAGCAGGACUAGUGAUGGAUAAUCUUGAGUACCAAAGAUCUCCUAUUACCUAGGUGCAGUGUUUUCCUAUGUGACCAUUUCUGCAUCUACAGGAACAGCUCAUAGUGACUGUUGGCAACUGCCAUAUCUAUGUAGUGUUUGGUUAAUUUUUCAGCAUGAACAGCCUUGAGGAGUUUUUGGGACAGCCCUGUCCUCCACCCAGCAUCUGAACAAAGCACACAAUUAUGUCGAUCACUCACACAAAGCAGGAGAUGAAGUCUUCAAGACUGAGAGUCUGCCCUGGAGAGCUUCUGUGACAAUUAAAUGCUUGGUUUUACAGGUGACCGUGUCUCAAGGUGGCCUCAUUUGGAAUCAAUUCAUUGCCUCGUUAGUGCAGAGAACAGCUGGGACACCUAGGGAGUGAACAGUCUCUGCGUGCCCAGUACAUACUUAUGUUACACAGCAGUUUUAACUUUACCCUAAAGUUGACUUUCAUCUUUGUAUCUCACUUAUAAUUUCUUUUCCCAUAGCUCUUGCAGCAAGAGUAGCGUGCAGUUCUCCUUACCAGGGUGUCCUGCUGCUUGAGUCGGGCAGUGAGUCUGAGCUGUACUCACUGGGUAGCUGCCUUAAGCAAGAGGGGCCUGUGACCAGCACAGGGUCUCUUGCUGGUUACCAAGCCAGCACUGUUGGUACACACUGAAGUGGUAGCACUGUGGCCUGGUAACGCGACAGAGACAAAGUAGUGUCCCAAGAUGCAGCUGGAGCCAAAGUCAAAACAAAUUUUUCUGAUUAUUUCCCCUUCAGGGUGUCAGCUUAGAGCAUUGCUCUGCAUUCAUCCUUGUUCAUCUCUUACUGUCAGCAACAAUAAUAAUUAGAGAAUCAUAAUUAUCUCCUGGCAAUUAUCUGACUGUUUUUAUGAAGAUUAUCUUCUUAAGUGGAAAGAAUACAUCUUGAUUUCGUAAGCCCACAGGUCAACAUGUAGCAUUAAGUUUGGGCUUGAGUUUGAUGAUUGAGCAAUCACAGAGAAGGGACCACAGGGGAGGAUACAAGGGCUUGUUUAGGAGUGGGGAAAAAACAACCCAGACCUAAUACAACAGGAGAAAAAUUUGCUAGAGAAACAUAGUUACAGAAAGAUUUCUAGCUGCUUCUGGGUCUGACCAAAUGGCCAGAAAGAGACUAGACUAGAACCCAGAGGAGACCCUGCCUCAGUCAAAUUCUCCAGCACUGAUUUUAAAAAGUGUUGUUUGGGGAUUUUAUUUUUUUAAAGGUACUGUUUCAAAAAAAAGAGACAAAAAAUAGCCUACAAAUCUGUUCCUUUUUCUAGGCAAAACGGGUAUAAUUGAAAGCUGCUCAGUGCUUUGCAGGCACUGGACGGGAGACAGCCUUGUGACACAGGGCAUCACCGUGAGUGCUGAGGGAGUGUUUGCUCUGCACAGACACGGCAGCGAACGCAGCACUGAUCAAAAGCCAUGGCGUAAUGAUGGCUGUGAUGAUAGUGCCCAUCUCUGAAGGUGAAGCCCCUUUUCUCUAAACCUUGUCCUCCAUUGCCAGUAAGAACAGUCCUCUAUGCGAAGGCAGAGGUUCAGGCAAGCUCCUGUAGCUCAGCACUCUGAGAAAACAGCACAUGGAUGAGCUCAGGGAAAUGACAGUGAGUGCUGCUGGCAAAAUCUCAUUUGCCGCCUCUGGGCUUCAGCGUUCCCCGGGAGUAACUCAUGAACUAUGUGGCAAUAUUGCUGUAUUAGGUGGCUGAGGUAGCUGAAGGACUAAUCUGCUCCAAACACUGUUUUGACAAUGUUGGUUCACCAAUGGGCUAAGUCCAGGUUUAACGUUUAGUACCAGAUUAUAUGGGCCAUGGCUUCCUAAAAUGUAUAAUACAGUAUGAUCUCAUGUUGGUCAAAUAUUCGACAGUUUUUGAGUCAACUCCAUUGGCAGUCCAACUCAUUACAGAAUCAAAUAGUCUAAAUCUUCCUUUUUUAAUCUCCUGCUAAAUCAAGGAUCUUACCUUCUCUUGCAAUCAGAAUAAAGUCAUAAAACUGACGUAAUUUCCACUUGACAAUGCCGUGUUGAAUCCAUCUGA
This is a messenger RNA of Colius striatus (speckled mousebird), 5250 nucleotides long. RefSeq names its product family with sequence similarity 210 member A (gene MIMS1). The record is from RefSeq and is a predicted model, not a curated record. Gene Ontology annotation, cellular component: mitochondrion. NCBI's taxonomy places the organism in Eukaryota, Metazoa, Chordata, Aves, Coliiformes, Coliidae. Bases 453 to 1280 code for a protein of 275 amino acids. The transcript has 5 exons.